Messenger RNA from Cornus florida, 2034 nucleotides. RefSeq names its product adenylosuccinate synthetase 2, chloroplastic. Lineage: Eukaryota; Viridiplantae; Streptophyta; Magnoliopsida; Cornales; Cornaceae. Gene Ontology annotation, cellular component: cytoplasm. Gene Ontology annotation, biological process: IMP metabolic process; 'de novo' AMP biosynthetic process. The transcript is spliced from 4 exons. Bases 102 to 1610 code for a protein of 502 amino acids. The record is from RefSeq and is a predicted model, not a curated record. Gene Ontology annotation, molecular function: GTP binding; adenylosuccinate synthase activity.
UCUCUGGUCCUUUUCUGUAUUGCAUCCCUAAAGUUCUCUGUCUUUUCUCUCUCUCUCUCUCUCUCUCUCUCCAUUGUUCUGGUCGGAGCAGCAAAGUCACUAUGAACCUCUCGUCUCUCAAACUCGACUCCAACCCUAUCACGGCACCACAGAGGAGUUUCAGUGGCGGAAACCACAGGAGCUGUGGAAUCGGUGGUGGUAGUGGGUCAUACCUUCCCUUUCACCAACGAAAGGUCAUCGUGUGCUCUGUCAAGUCCGUUUCUUCUUCUUCGUCGUCGUCGUCCGCCGUAGCCGACCAGGCGAGCGCGGGACUGACUCGAAUCGGGACGCUGAGUCAGGUCUCAGGCGUUUUGGGUUCUCAGUGGGGCGACGAAGGCAAAGGAAAGCUUGUCGAUAUCUUGGCCAAGCAUUUCGACAUCGUCGCACGCUGUCAGGGUGGAGCUAAUGCUGGGCACACUAUUUACAAUUCAGAGGGCAAGAAGUUUGCCUUGCACCUUGUUCCAUCAGGCAUUCUCAAUGAGGAAACCCUUUGUGUUAUUGGUAACGGAGUUGUGGUGCAUUUACCGGGUCUAUUUAAAGAAAUCGAUGGCCUUGAAGCUAAUGGGGUCUCCUGCAAAGGAAGGAUAUUGGUAUCUGACCGUGCUCACUUGUUAUUCGAUUUCCAUCAAAUAGUAGAUGGGCUUAGAGAAGCAGAGCUUGCUAAUUCCUUUAUUGGUACUACCAAGAGAGGUAUUGGACCUUGUUAUUCGAGCAAGGUCAUCCGGAACGGCAUUAGAAUAUGUGAUCUGAGACAUAUGGACACUUUUCCUCAGAAGCUUGAUCUUUUAUUGUCAGAUGCAGCUUCAAGAUUCAAAGGGUUUAAGUAUAGCCCAGAUAUGCUCAAGGAAGAAGUUGAAAAAUACAAGAGAUUUGCUGAAAGGUUGGAACCUUUCAUUGCCGAUACUGUGCAUGUCAUGAAUGAAUCUAUUGCAAAGAAGAAGAAAAUUUUAGUGGAAGGUGGCCAGGCAACCAUGUUGGAUAUUGACUUUGGAACUUACCCUUUUGUAACUUCCUCUAGCCCAUCAGCUGGGGGAAUCUGUACUGGUCUUGGCAUUGCCCCUAGAGUUAUUGGUGAUCUUAUUGGAGUGGUUAAAGCAUAUACUACAAGAGUUGGUUCAGGUCCUUUCCCAACCGAAAUCUUGGGUAAAGGUGGUGACCUCCUUAGGUUUGCUGGGCAGGAGUUUGGCACAACUACUGGCCGUCCUCGUCGUUGCGGCUGGCUUGAUGUGGUCGCUCUAAAACACUGCUGUUUGAUUAAUGGGUUUUCUUCUCUAAAUCUCACCAAACUUGAUGUUUUGUCGGAUCUUCCUGAAAUUCAGUUAGGUGUUUCUUACAAACAGCUCGACAAUACACCAAUCAGAUCAUUCCCUGCGGAUCUUCGUGUACUUGAGCAAUUGAAGGUGGAAUAUGAAGUUUUGCCCGGUUGGCAGUGCGAUAUUUCUAAGAUCAGAAACUACUCCGACCUUCCAAAGGCUGCGCGUCAAUAUGUUGAAAGGAUAGAAGAACUUGUUGGUGUGCCAAUCCAUUACAUUGGUAUUGGGCCCGGACGUGAUGCCCUUAUAUACAAAUGAUUUCUUGAUUUUUCCCUUUGGUUGCAGGAGGGGUUCUCUUGUCUCAGUGGCAGGACAAAGCUUAUUUUAAUUCCAAAAGGAGUUUAAUUUUUGGAUAAACAAGUUAUCAAUUAGUUGACAUAAAUGCCACCUUCAUCUGUGGAGGCAACUUUUUAUUUAGGAAUUCUAAUUUCUAUGUAUUGUAUUGUAUUAGGCUACACAUGGAGAAUUCUUGUUUGGUGUCCUAAUUUGUUGCAUUUCUUCUUGGAAAAGGAGGUUUUGGUAGUAGCAAUUACUGGAGUUUUAAAUAAUGAUGAUAUCACCUUUUGUACCUUUAAUUGCUCCAACUCAUUUGGUUCUACCGACUUUGACAUAUCCCCAUGAAAUGCGGUGGGCAUGGGAAGCUUUAAUCUAUUUUCAUGGUUAAUUAGUUGUUUAUUGAGUA